Daphnia pulex (common water flea) is the source of this 2836-nucleotide messenger RNA. RefSeq names its product serine-rich adhesin for platelets-like. The record is from RefSeq and is a predicted model, not a curated record. The transcript is spliced from 12 exons. Lineage: Eukaryota; Metazoa; Arthropoda; Branchiopoda; Diplostraca; Daphniidae. The coding region runs from base 439 to 2610 and encodes 723 amino acids.
AAUAAUUGCAGAUGCGCUAUAUUUGUUGUGUCUCAAGGAAUAUCCGGAUUCCGGAAGAGUUUUUCAUAAGCUUAUUUACCAGCAGAUAUUAGGUGCGUGGAACUUUCAAGGGCGAAUAAGGCGGCGGCUACUGGAGAGCUACCGAAACAUUCCGAAAAGGUGAAAGGGUGGGCGCCUACGUGAUGUUUCGUGUUCUCGGAAAAAAUGUUUGAAACAAGAAGAAAAAACAACUGACACAUGCCUCGUACUCGCCGUGUAUAGUGUCAUCGCUAUGCUUUUCUUUUAUUCCAGAGAUUCUGACUGAUUGCUUCGACCAAUAUAAAAAGGGUCCACCGUGAAUCAGUCUGGAUCAAACGAAGAUCAGCGUUCGGACAAGCUUCUUGUUCUUAUUUAGUUUCCUAGACUGCUAGCUGCCAGCUUAUUCAACUUGAAUUCAAGAUGAUCAAAUCGACCAUUGCGCUGCUGAUUAUUGUCGCUGCUGGAGUCUUCCAGACCACCGGAGCUUGCGACGAAAAUCACGACUACAUGGAUCAUCAAGCAUCGGCGUUCCGUAACACCCAACCGAGGAUCUACGACCCGUACUACCGAUAUGCCAAUACUCCGUUCUUCAUUCCGUAUUACUACAACUACCCACCGAGUUCCAGAGUCCAAGAGUCAUCAGAUAAUUACGAGGCGAGGACACCGUCCGCUGGCAAAUUCAAUUUUGCCAAUCCGUUCAAGAAUUCCAAUCCACCUAAAAGUGAUGUGAACGAGGACGAAGCUGAAACCCGCUUUUUCGGCAAGCUGGCCUUAGGUUCUUCCAUCCUCAGCAGCACUGGCCUAUUCAACAACAUGUUCGGGAACAAUGCUGCUGCUGCUGCCACGACAGGAUACAGUCACGCGUUCAAGCCGUUUUCCCACAAACUAAGCAAAUGGAUGCCGCUGGUGGCCAACACCGAUUUCUCCGGUCUGCUGUCCAAGCUGGACAGUUGCACGGCUCCCAGCCAAGAAGAGGGAAUCUGCAUUCCGGGAUCGGCCUGCUCGCUCUUCGGCGGACGGCCGAGUGGCUCCUGUGGGCUAAAAGACGUUUGCUGCAUUAAUGCGGUUACGACUUGCGGGAGUACAGUCACGCUCAACAACACUUACUGGCAGUCCCCGAUGAAUUUGCCACCCACCUGUUCUCUCACUAUCAAAUUAGAUCAGACACUUUUGGAACAGUCCCAGGACAUCGCCCAAAUUCGCUUGGACUUCAUGUCGUUCAGCAUCGGACAACCGAACUCUGACGGCACUUGCGCCACUGACGUUUUCAAAGUAUCCGGAGCCGACAAUUAUGUGCCGGACAUUUGUGGUGAUAACGCUGGACAGCACAUGUACUUGGACGUGCCUACCCGAUCUGCGGGAACGAGUAUGACAUCACCAGCGUCCAGGGAGAUCAAUCUCUCGUUCCAGUUAGGCGCCCAGUCAUCUGCUUCACGGAUGUGGAACAUCAAAGUUUCUUUGUUGCCGUCCCGCUCCAAAUAUCUCGCUCCGCAGGAUUGUCUGCAGUACUACACCACUCCCACCGGCAGAGUUCGCUCGUUUAACUGGCAGGACGUCGCUGGCACCGCUACCCGCCAACUCAACAAUCAAAAUUACAACAUUUGCUUCCGGACGGAACUGGUCGACAGACAGAGAGCCACCGAAAUGUGCUUGUCGGAAUGUCCGGUAAAGAACGGAGGCAAGGCUUUCCUGAUUACCAGUCCAACUGCUGCCACGAACCCGGCCGCUAUCGCCGCUAAUGCGCAGGCUGCCAGCGACGCUGCUAAACUGGCCGCCGCUCAAACGGCCCUCAAUUCGGCCCAGACAACAUUAACGACGGCCACCACGACUGUGACAAACGCCCAGAAUGCCGUGACAGCUGCUACACCGGCCAACUACGCCGAUCUACAAGCCGCUCUGGUCACCGCCCAGAACAAUCUCAAAACAGCGCAAACUAACCUGAUUACAGCCCAGACAGCAGUGGUUAACGCUGGCGUCAAUGUUACACCCGCUCAAGCCCAAGCUGUUAUAGACGCUCAAACAGCAGUGACGGCGGCCCAGGCAGCGGUUACUGCAGCUCAAGCCGCUGCAAACCCACCGGCUCUGGUUGCCGCCCAAUCAGCCUUGGCUAGCGCACAAUCAUCUUACAAUUCCGCUCAAUCGGCAUUCAACACCGCUCAAAGUUCGUUCAACUCCGCCCAAUCCGCAUACACCACCUCUUCCAGCGCCGCCACCGCUGCCAACAACGCCGCCCAAUCUUCCUCUUCUUCCGGCUCAACGUUUACGACAACUACGACGACGUUCGGACGUCAAGAUCCGGUGAAUGCCGGCUUACCUGCAGGAACUACACUGGCCGUCUGCUAUUACGAUUACCUGCUGAUUGACGGCGGAAGAGACAUCACAAAUGCCGUGACGGAUCGUUACUGCGGUAACAAAUUGAAUCCAUCCAACGGUGCAAGCACUACUGUCCAAGUUUGCACACCGAUAAGGCCAUUCCGGAUCACCUACCACACGGACGGUACUGAGGGAGCGGUGGCUGCAGGGACUAACAUCCUUCCGGCGCUAGCCGAUACAGGAAACACUGGAUUCUGUCUCGACUUCCAAGAGCGAUAGACGAACGACCGAGUCCAGCAUUGGAUAUGAAAAUUGCCUUUUGCAUCUUUUUCGAGUGGUCGGUGGUGGAAUUUUAGAAAAGUUUUCUUUAGAUUUAGUUGUAGCAAAAAAGGUUUUUGGGUCAUUUAUUAGUUGAUUUAGUUCCAGUGCAUGAUUAGUUAUUAGAAUUAGCGAAUUGAAUUGUAUGCCUAGAGUAGUGUAUUUAAAUAAAAUUGAAUUGGAUGGA